Messenger RNA from Linum trigynum, 1029 nucleotides. NCBI's taxonomy places the organism in Eukaryota, Viridiplantae, Streptophyta, Magnoliopsida, Malpighiales, Linaceae. The record is from the annotation of a GenBank genome assembly.
AUGGCAACGAGUUUUGACCGAUGGGAGAAGGAUCCGUUCUUCCCUGCCGCGGAGGAAGUUCAGGAGUCCGCCGACAGGAUGGAGUCCACUUACAGAACAUGGGUUCACGCCAAGAAAGACAGUUCUACUAUGUGGGACGCAGAAGAACUCCGCCGGGAUUUACAUACAACCCUAGGCACCACCAAAUGGCAGCUGGAGGAGUUUGCUAAGGCUGUGAAAUCCAGUUACAUAAAUAGCUCCACCGAUGGUGCUAGUGAAAGGCACCGUCAAUUCAUUAUUGCGAUCGAGCAUCAUAUUUCUAGAGUAGAGGCUUCGCUAAAGGAAUUUGCCAAUUCCUCAGGGGAUGCAUCAUUGCCUUGGGUGACAUUGGAUGAAGGUGAGCGAAAUGAACUUGCUGCAUUUCUCUCAGGGCCAUCAUCAAUGUCCGGAGAAAAUAGUUCUAUGAGAAGUGAUAGGAGUGAUAAGACCGUGGAAGAAGCAGCGCCUGAUGAUUGUUCGAAAGAGGUUAGUCACUCGGUGGAGUGUGAUUACCCAGACGCCAAAGAAGAGAUGUCUUACGGGCACAGGAGGUCAGUUAGUGCAGGUGCUGAUAUGAGCGCUUGGACAAUUCCGAUUGCUGUAGAUGGAGUCCAACAGGAUUCUUUUAAGGCAGAGUCUCAGCAACCUCCAAGGAAGAUACCUAGUCUAUCUGUGAUUGUCAGUUCCAUCGAAGCUAUGCCCAAACUGAAAUGGCCAAAGAAUGGUGUUAGGAAGUGGAAGGCAAUGGAUCGUUACGAAGAAUCUGAUUCUAUUCCAUUGCAUUCAUCACAUUUAACUAGGGGUAUUAAUUCAUGCUACGAGAAAAGCAAGAGCUGUCUGGAGGGCUGUGAUGAAUAUUAUGAUAAGCCACUUUAUGGCUGGUAUGGUGCAUUACAGAGACAACUUCAAAGAUCCCAAUAUCAGAUGCAGUAUGGUCGACCCAUUCAAUCAGUUUUGUGGAUUUUCAUUCUCUUCUGCUUUAUUGGUUUGAUUGCAUUAUGUGCGCUAUAA